This is a messenger RNA of Pseudozyma hubeiensis SY62, 1242 nucleotides long. Its product is annotated as cytoplasmic protein. The coding region runs from base 1 to 1242 and encodes 413 amino acids. Gene Ontology annotation, biological process: regulation of gene expression; regulation of RNA metabolic process. NCBI's taxonomy places the organism in Eukaryota, Fungi, Basidiomycota, Ustilaginomycetes, Ustilaginales, Ustilaginaceae. The transcript has 3 exons. Gene Ontology annotation, molecular function: mRNA binding. The record is from RefSeq and is a predicted model, not a curated record. Gene Ontology annotation, cellular component: nucleus; cytoplasm.
AUGUCAGAAGUCGCAAAGCGCCAACGAGACACAUCCAGCACUCCCGAGCCCGACGCUAAGCGCCCCAACGUAGACGCCAAUAACAACGGCGAAGCAAACACACCUUCCUCUCCCAUCAGCGCCGCGAAAAAGAUGGCAUCCGAUACUCCGACAAAGUCAGGCUCCGAGGAGAAAGACGCCGUCGAUCUUGGCUCCGUGACCGGGGAUGUCACCUCCAGCAGCGACAUCAAGGGCGAUAACGGCUCCGUUUCGAAUGGUCAGGACGGCAACCAGGCUGCUGGCAGUGCUGGCAGCGUCGGCGACUCGUCCGAGACACAGGCGACCCAGAUCUCGUUGCGAACCUUGAUCGUGACCAGCGAUGCCAGCAUCAUCAUCGGAAAGUCCGGCAAGCACAUCAACGAGAUCCGCGACAAGAGCAAUGCCCGCCUCAACAUCAGCGAGAUCAUCCCCGGCAACCCCGAGCGUAUCUUGACCGUCUCUGGUCCCCUGGAUGCUGUCAGCAAGGCUUUCGGUCUCAUUGUCCGCAGGAUCAACGACGAGCCCUUUGAUCAAGCAUCGGUCCCCGGCUCCAAAUCGGUCACCAUCCGCUUCAUCGUGCCCAACUCGCGCAUGGGUUCCGUCAUCGGCAAGCAAGGGUCCAAGAUCAAAGAGAUCCAGGAGGCCUCGGGUGCCCGUCUCACCGCCGGCGAAGCCAUGCUCCCGGGUUCCACCGAGCGUGUUCUCUCCAUCUCUGGUGUUGCAGACGCCGUCCACAUCGCAGUCUACUACGUCGGUACCAUCUUGCUCGAGCACCAGGACCGCAACGCCAACAACCUUCCGUACCGUCCUACCGCUGGCGGUCCAUCCACCCGACCCCCCGCGCCUGGAGCCAACCCGUACGCAGCCCCUCAGCAGCCGUUCGGGUACGGAGCACCGGCGCCUGCCUUUGGUGCGGCUCCUGCCGGUGCUGGUGGAGCACCGCAGUUGCCACCUGGCUCGCAGACACAGCAAAUCUUUAUCCCCAACGACCUUGUCGGCUGCAUCAUCGGCAAGGGAGGCUCCAAGAUCAAUGAGAUCAGGAGCAUGAGCGCCAGCCACAUCAAGAUCAUGGAGCCCGGUGCGGGCAUUGCUGCAGGAGGCAGUGGCAACGAGAGGCUUGUCACGAUCACCGGACCACCGCCCAACAUUCAGAUGGCUGUUUCGCUGCUGUAUCAGAGACUCGAGCAGGAGAAGAUGCGCCUUGCAUCGGGCGGUGCGCCCUGA